ACGUGCGCUGUCCCCACUUCCCUUCAGAGCUCCCCAGCUCUGCCUUUUGGGGGUCUCGGGGGGCUCCGGCCUUGGGGGGUCCUGGGGAGCAGCCGCCCCGUGAGUGGGGUCCCACCCCGAGGGGGGUCCCAGCGCGGGUUUGGCCCCGUCCCACCCGUGGAGGUGACACCGGGGACAGAAGAUGGCGCCGGGGCUGACGCGGACCCUGCUGCUCUUCCUCCUCUUCCCCGCGCGAGCCUGGGCAGGAGAGCCCCAAACCUCGCAGGUGACCGGAGCCGUGGGGGGGGUGGCGCUUCUGAACCCCCGCAGCCCCCAAAACCCCUCAAAAUAUUCCCAAAUCCAUUGGCGCUGGGAAAACGAGCUGAGAAUCGCCAGCUGCAGGCCGGGGGAGCAGCCCAGCUACCCCCGGAGCCGCUUCUGGGGCCGCCUGGAGCUCCUGGAGAACGCCACGCUCCGGGUGAGCCCGCUGGGCCUGGCCGACAGCGGCGAGUACCACCUGUACCUGGAGGAUGACACGGGCAGGGAGAGCGUCGAGAAGGUCCGGCUGAAGGUCUAUGCUCCCGGAGGGCGUUGUGACAUCCCGGCCUCUCCUGCAGACCUGGUCCCGAAGCCCCACGUGGUGGCCACCACCAACGGUGACCCUUGGCAGUGCAACGCCACCCUGAGCUGCUCUGUGGGCCUCCAAGAGGUCACCUACGAGUGGAUCACACCCCAGAAGCCCCUGAUGAAGGAGGGCCCGGUCCUGAAGGUCUCCUUCAACCCCGUGGUGGAAACCUACGUGUGCAAGGUCAGCAACCCCGUGUCCUCCAGCAACGCCUCGCUGACCUUCCACCACCCCUGCAGCUGGACAGACGAGUCCUCGUCCGUCGCCUGCGCCACGCCCAGCGGCCGGGUGGCCCUGGGAGCCUUCGUCCUCCUCUUCCUCCUGCUCAGUGCGGCCUGAGGGCCCCGCGGGCGACACCUCCGCUCACCUCCUCCCCUUCCACCACCACGGGGCCGGCGCCCGGACCCGGAUCCCGAAAUCCUCCAGGCACGGAAAGCCACAGCUGCGCCAGGGAACGGAGUCCCGGAAUUGCUCCGUUCCCGGUUCAUUUGGAAAUCCUCCCGUCCCCCGCCCCAAAAUCUGCACGGAGACCAAAUCUGAGCCUGUCCUGGGGUUUCCUGGGAUUUUGGGGGGGUCCUCCUUUGGCGCUCCCUGCGAGGGAGGGUUUGGGGCCGGUUUUGGCUUUCCCAAAAGUUUGUUUACACAUUAAAUUCCAUCCUGAACACCGC
This is a messenger RNA of Taeniopygia guttata (zebra finch), 1272 nucleotides long. Lineage: Eukaryota; Metazoa; Chordata; Aves; Passeriformes; Estrildidae. The record is from RefSeq and is a predicted model, not a curated record.